AUUUCUAUGGCCGCGACGGAUCAAUUGCUACAAGGAAAAUCAUCAUGACGACGAUGUCUCGAGGCAGUAUUUCUUCCGUCAAGAAGGCCGCGUCAACCGCGGAAGCUCCGAUCUGGAAAUCGUACCUGGCCAUUCGUUCGUCGACGCCCAGCGAUGUUCCCAAUGCCACCAACGUAUCAGAUCGUGUGAGUAAAUCUACUGCAAUUGGGAAUUCCCGUGGCCGGAAGAGAUCGAAGCCUUCUGGCGGAGCGCACGGGCCAGGAACGGGCAUCUGGAUGACCUUGGCCACCCCCUUGACUCGUGAAGAGGACGGCGGCGCCGUGCUGACAAGCGUGCGCCGCUAUUGGGAACAGCUCAGUGUCAAUGAGCGACAGCAGAUAUUGUUCUUGGACGAAGCGGAGCUCGUAAAGCAACUGUAUAAACUCAACCUGAGUUUGUUAUGCGUGGGGCUUAUGCAGCGCCAUCUCAAGACAUCCAAUCGAACAGCCACAGACGCAGUAGCAAACAAUAAGAAACCCGCCGCUGUGGCAUCGACGACAACAGCUUCAAAGAGUGUAGCCUCUACCCCAGUCGUGCAAGAGCAAGCAGCUACGCAGCCGUCAGCGCGUGCAGCGACAGACACUUCCUUGGAGAAAACGUACGAGCUUCUUGAAGCGAUGGAGUUCAUGGAUAUCGGCACAGGUAUUCUGACAGUGAAAACGGAGCUUGCCGAGGACACCGAUCGAUUGUUCACGCUUGUAGGAGACGUGUUAGCGGGAUUCUUAACGUCGAUUCACGUGCUCACAGAGAGUAACUUCAACAAGCUCUUCGUGACUGAAAGCGAGACUAUUAACACAUGGGCAAACUACCAGCGUCUAAUUGCGAUGCUAGUGGAACAGCUUAUUCUGCGAAGCUACGUCACUCAUUUGGAGAAAGAGGCGGCACUACAAAUGGAACAAUUGUUACUGGAAGUAUCACUGGAGGAUAAAGCAGCAGGGCAUACGUCAACAGGGAACUCAGCCUCCCACAACAAGAAGAAGAGCAAGAAGAAAAAGAAGAAAAAUUCGGCAGUGCAUGCAGACGCAGAUGUACAGCAAAAUGCUACUCCCGAACGCACCAAAGACCAAGCCAACCACGAGCCAACAACACGUAAUUCUGAUGGCACCCACUUGCUAGACAGCAUGAUAUCAGCAGAUCCAAGUGAUGAGACUCUGAUGGAGGAACCAGCAUUGGAACCGACACCUGAGAUCGAGUCUAUUCAUCCAGAAAGUGACUGUCAGUCAAAUUCAUCGACAGCUCAAACCGAUGAGGUCACGGUGGAAGAAGAUGAAGCUACUCCAGCAGAAGUGGGACCCUCUUUGAAAAAGCUGUCGGCUCUUAAUCCUAAUGCUCUGGUUUUCCAGCCGCAGGAGCAUGCAGUGGCAGUUGAAGAUGUGAGUUCUCGAAAUCCGUCUGCAGGCAAGCGAAAGUUCGAUGAAUACAUCGUCAGCGUGCCGUGGGAAGAUGUCGAAAGCGAUGUAGGCAGUGCCUUCGACAUUGGCAGCGUGGAUGGAGAUCUGUUUGACAGAGAAGAGGAAGCUGACGAUGAAGGCGCUCAGCAGUGGGGGCGGAGGAAGCAACGUAGACGGCAAGACGAUGCAGAGCUGGAGUGGCAGUUGCAACAGGUAUAUGCGGCAACGUCGUCACUCUUCGGCUGGGACUUUUUGCGGCAGUGUGAGCUGCCAGACCCUUGUGCUAAUCUCUCCUGGAGCGAGGAAACUCUGUGGAGAACGGCGCCGAAAGAGGUGGUGCGGUACUUUUCGCCUGGAAAUGGCGAUGCGUAUGCGAGAUUCCAUGUGCCACACUUUUUACCACCUGAAGCAAGUCCUCCACCUUCUCGAUACUACUUCAACCCAGGGCAGCCGAUGCCAUUUGGGCCUCCAUUGCUGGCUCCUAGAAUGGAGCUGAUGCCUCCUCAUCUUCACGGAAGCUUUGGCUAUCAAUCUCCAGAGUUCCCCAUGGUGGUGUCACCCGAUUUCUCCAUUCCACAAUAUCAAUCGACCAGCAAUGAGGAUCAGGUGGACAUUUAGUCCCAUCUAUCUGCGACGUGUGUGCAAUAAUUGUUUUAUAAAUAUAUAAAAAUAUUG
This is a messenger RNA of Phytophthora nicotianae INRA-310, 2105 nucleotides long. RefSeq lists its product as hypothetical. Bases 45 to 2048 code for a protein of 667 amino acids. Lineage: Eukaryota; Oomycota; Peronosporomycetes; Peronosporales; Peronosporaceae. The record is from RefSeq and is a predicted model, not a curated record. The transcript is spliced from 4 exons.